GUCAGAUUUCUUGUUUACAACCAGAUCUAGAUAAGUUUGCUCAUUCUCUGUUUCCGGCAUUUUGUGCUAUAGUGUGUACCGCAUUUCGUUUUAUCUGCUUUGCAAAAGUGGUGAAAUAAACGCUUAACACCAGAAAAAAAGCAACGACAAAAUGCCCGAGUUAACUGAAAUCACGGAAAGCACUGCUGCGUCGCUGGCAGGUGCAUCUGCUGUCCCGAGUACCUCCGCCGACAACACAGAAGCAAAGCUGGAGGAUGCGCCCAGUGAUACCGAAUCCGAGGACACUAUCCCAGAGCUGGAAGAUGCAGGAACCGCCUCUGCGCAACUAUCCUCUGGUGGCAUGCCCGAUUUGGUCUCCAAGGCUAAGCAGUCUCGCGGUGAAAAGAAAGCUCGCAAAAUUAUGUCAAAACUGGGUCUAAAGCCAGUGCAAGGCGUAAAUCGAGUAACGAUCCGCAAAUCAAAGAACAUCCUCUUCGUGAUAAACAACCCGGACGUGUACAAAAACCCACAUAGCGACACCUACAUCAUUUUCGGCGAAGCAAAAAUCGAAGAUCUCUCCCAGCAAGCACAGGUGGCCGCUGCCGAAAAAUUCAAGGCACCGGAGGCAACGCCGGUGGCAGGCGAUGCUGCUGGCGCCACCACCUCAGUUGCACCGAUCGCCGAAGAGGAUGAGGAGGAGGUAGACGACACCGGACUGGACGACAAAGAUAUUGAACUGGUCAUGCAGAACGCCAAUGUACCCCGCGCCAGAGCAACGCGAGCGCUAAAAGAUAACAACAAGGAUGUCGUUAAUGCAAUCAUGGAGUUGACAAUGUAAGGCCCCGCAGUGACUCCGGUAUUCGAUGUUAUCGUGCUUUGGUCAGUGGUCUCUUCCGCGUUCUCUUUCCCCCCUCUUUAUCCAAAUAUUCUAGUUACAAUAUACCAGCACACCAUUAGACGCAAGAUAAGUUUUGUGAUUUAUGUCGAGUGCUUGACAGCAGUUACGGCAGAUUGUCUCUGUUGCAAAUAAAUUUGCAGCCCUUUUUUGGGAUAUUUAAGGCAUAAUUAUGGCUUGAAUAUUACCGCUACUCUUACUGAAACAAAACACAGCACACCUGCUAAGUCUAUCUGAUUGAUAUCAGUAGGGUAAAAGAACCUUCGAAAACAAUAAAAAUGAAAAUUGGAGAUUAUGUUUGACAUGUA
Messenger RNA from Wyeomyia smithii (pitcher-plant mosquito), 1182 nucleotides. RefSeq names its product nascent polypeptide-associated complex subunit alpha (gene Nacalpha). The record is from RefSeq and is a predicted model, not a curated record. NCBI's taxonomy places the organism in Eukaryota, Metazoa, Arthropoda, Insecta, Diptera, Culicidae. Bases 152 to 817 code for a protein of 221 amino acids. Gene Ontology annotation, cellular component: cytoplasm; nascent polypeptide-associated complex. The transcript is spliced from 3 exons. Gene Ontology annotation, biological process: protein targeting to membrane.